Molecule: messenger RNA, 972 nt
Organism: Lutra lutra (Eurasian river otter)
Lineage: Eukaryota; Metazoa; Chordata; Mammalia; Carnivora; Mustelidae
Product: olfactory receptor 11L1
Exons: 1
Coding region: 1-972 (323 amino acids)
Biological process (GO): G protein-coupled receptor signaling pathway
Cellular component (GO): membrane
Molecular function (GO): olfactory receptor activity; G protein-coupled receptor activity
Source: RefSeq, a predicted model, not a curated record
AUGAAGCCCCCAAAUGUGUCCAGUGUCACUGAAUUUCAGCUGCUAGGAUUCCAGAACCUUCUUGGAUGGCAGACACUGCUCUUUGCCAUCUUCCUGUUCAUCUACUUUCUCACAGUCACAGGAAAUGUUGUUAUUAUUGCAGUGGUGAGCCAGGACCAGCGGCUGCAUUCACCCAUGUAUGUAUUUCUCAAACACCUCUCAUUUCUGGAGAUCUGGUAUACAUCCACCAUCGUGCCCCUUCUCCUAGCCAACCUGUUCUCUCACAGCCAAGCCAUCUCCUUUCCUGCCUGUAUGGCACAGCUUUACUUUUUUGUGUUCUUUGGGGCUACUGAGUGCUUUCUUCUGGCCAUGAUGGCCUAUGACCGAUACCUGGCCAUCUGCAGCCCACUCCACUACUCUUUCCUGAUGAGUUCUGAGAUCUGCACCAGGUUGGUGGCAAUCUCCUGGUUGACAGGUGUUGGCACAGGAUUUCUGCCCUGCCUAAUGAUUUCCAAAUUGGAUUUCUGUGGUCCUAAGCAGAUCAAUCAUUUCUUCUGUGAUCUCCCUCCCCUCAUGCAGCUCUCAUGUUCCAAUGUGUAUGUCACCAGGAUGGUCAUCUUCAUCCUGUCAAUUGCAGUGCUGUGCACUUGCUUUCUUCUUACACUUGUGUCCUAUGUUUUCAUUGUAUCUACCAUACUAAGAAUCCCUUCAGCAUCUGGACGGAUGAAGACCUUUUCCACAUGUGGCUCCCAUUUGGCUGUUGUCACUAUCUACUAUGGGACCAUGAUCUCCAUGUAUGUUUGCCCCAAUGACCACCUGUCAUCUGAAAUCAACAAGAUCAUUUCUGUCUUCUACACUGUGGUUACCCCACUCCUGAACCCUGUUAUCUACAGUUUGAGGAACCAAGAAUUCAAAGAGGCUGUUAGAAAAGUCGUGAGAAAAAAGUGCAGUAUCUAUGGAGUAAGAGUGAAGGGGAGUUUCUUUGUUAGGUAA